Pneumocystis jirovecii RU7 is the source of this 1713-nucleotide messenger RNA. RefSeq lists its product as uncharacterized. The transcript is spliced from 5 exons. Gene Ontology annotation, cellular component: cytoplasm; eukaryotic translation initiation factor 3 complex. Gene Ontology annotation, molecular function: translation initiation factor activity. Bases 1 to 1713 code for a protein of 570 amino acids. The record is from RefSeq and is a predicted model, not a curated record. Lineage: Eukaryota; Fungi; Ascomycota; Pneumocystomycetes; Pneumocystales; Pneumocystaceae. Gene Ontology annotation, biological process: translational initiation.
AUGACCACUUUUAAGCUUCCUCCAUUACGUAAACCUUCUGAUCCAUGGGGACCUUUAGAUACAAUAGAAAUUGAUGAAGAUAUUCUUUAUGCACCUUUCAGUAAAAGUGAUAAACUGGGUAAAACUGCAGAUUGGACAUUAGAUCCUUCAAGAGAUACUCGUGAACAACGACAACGACAAUAUGGACGAUAUAGAGAACAAUAUCAGACAUAUGGAGCUGGAGCAGCAUCUAUUUUUGCAUAUCAGCACUCAGAAGAUGAAAGUACAUUUUCUAUUGUAGAUAACCGAACAGGAACAAAAACACGUCUUGGAAGUCGUUCAGGGUCUUUAUUACGUGGCCGUGGAAGAGGAAGUUUACUACGGAGCCUUGGAAGAGGGAGUCAUUUUGGUAGGACAAUUACAAGAGGAUAUUCGGACUCAGGAAGAAAUGUUCGUAAUGGAUUUCAAACAUCUAGAGCAGUGAAGCGGUUUGGGUGGAAGGAAUAUGAUAAACCUCAGCGCCUUCGAGAUGCUAGUGUGACAGUUAGACAUGAUUGGCAAUUAUUAGAAGAAAUUGAAUUUAAUCGAUUAUCAAAGCUUAGCUAUGAAAUGGAUGAUGGUGUAGACUUGGAAACAUAUGGGUUUUUACGGUAUUAUGAUAAGUCAUAUGAUAAAAUUUCAACAAAGGCGGAACGUUCUCUUCAGGUUAUUGAUGGAGUGCAUUAUAAUCCAACUACUACAGAUGAUCCGGUGAUUCAAAAAUUGGCCAUGAAUAAUGAAGCACGUGUAUUUAUUAUUGAUUCUAUUCUUAGCCUUAUUAUGUGUUCUCUUCGUUCUGUUUACUCAUGGGAUAUUAUUGUGAUUCGUGAGAGUGAUAAACUAUUUUUUGAUAAAAGAGAGGGAGGGCCAUUUGAUUAUGUAACAGUGAAUGAAAAUGCGGCGGAGCCUCCAUUGGAGGCAAUUGAGGGUCAAAAAGAGACAAUAAAUACACCCGGACAAUUAUCUUUAGAAGCAACUUAUAUUAAUCAGAAUUUUUCACAACAAGCUUUAAAAGGACCUGAUUCUGAAAAAUAUUUGUUUUCUAAUCCUAACCCGUUUUAUAACCCUGAAGAAGAGACUGAAGUUCUUGCGCCUCGUGGAUAUAAAUAUAGAAAGUUUGAUUUAGGCAUGUUUGGAGAUGAAUCUAUUACUCUCAUUUGUCGUACGGAGGUUGAUGCAAUUGUAAAGAAUCACUCUGGAGAGGAUUCUUUUUGUUCAAUUAAAGCACUUAAUGAAUUUGAUCCGCGAGCUCAGGGUGCAGGGGGUGCAUUGGAUUGGAGAUCGAAACUUGAUACUCAACGAGGAGCUGUUGUUGCAACUGAGAUGAAAAAUAAUAGUUGUAAGCUUGCUAGAUGGGCAAUACAAUGUAUUCUUGCAGGUUCUCAAUUAAUGAAGCUUGGAUAUGUAAGUCGGGCCAAUCCACGAGAUGUACAACGUCAUGUCAUUCUAGGUGUUGCGGGAUAUAAACCUAAAGAAUUUAUUUUACAAAUGAAUUUAAGUCUUUCAAAUGCAUGGGGAAUUGUGCGUACAAUUAUUGAUUUAUGUUUGAGCAUGCCUGAGGGAAAAUAUGUUCUUGUUAAGGACCCAAAUAAAAGCAUUAUACGUUUAUAUAAAGUUCCAUCUUCAACUUUUGAAGAAACUAAUGAUCCUAAUUUAGAUGAUCCUCUUGUCUUUGCUGAUAUAAAUGACGAAUAA